Molecule: messenger RNA, 2000 nt
Organism: Eublepharis macularius
Lineage: Eukaryota; Metazoa; Chordata; Lepidosauria; Squamata; Eublepharidae
Exons: 13
Coding region: 1-1593 (530 amino acids)
Biological process (GO): visual perception
Molecular function (GO): heparin binding; hyaluronic acid binding
Source: RefSeq, a predicted model, not a curated record
AUGUUGAGAUGGUCACAGGAAGACCCAGUACGGGGAAAGAGCUUUUCAGCUGGACUCCAUCUGAGUGGAGACUUGAUAUUUCAACACUUCCACAUGUCGGAGCCAAUAGAACAGAAGCAACGGAUACUUCCAGAGCAGCUGAUACAUCAACAGUUUUCUUGGUCCAUAGCACGAGCCACGGAGGUUCCUCUAAAGGGCCUGCAGAUCUCUCUCUUGGUCUCGGUUACUACACUGGGAUCAACAGUUGGAAAGAAGGGGACCACAGCUGGACCGUCCACCAAGGUGGACGCGCCAAAGAUGAUCCAGACAACAGCACUCACCAGCACGAAGCCAGUAACGACAACCAGAGGUGGCCCGACUUCAAAACAGCUGGUGUCGACACGGAGAGCUUCGACAGUUGGCCAGACUGCCGAGAGAGACAACUUCACUGUGAGCAAACAAACACUGGACCUCAACAAGAUGCUGUCUUCCUAUGAGAGUUUCCUUCAAGCAAACGUUCUCCGUUUCUUGAGUGGUUCUGUGCUGGUGCAGGGUGAGGCCAUGUUCCAAGAAGGCCGUGUCCCCACACCCUCAGACAUGAUCCGUACGAUAGUUACAGCAAUAGAGAAAAGGGAAAUGGACACCUUCUUUGACUGGCGAAUGGAUCUGAAGUCCGUCCGUUCCAACGAGUUCAGCUUGAAGAACUUGGAACCAGAGGUGCUGUCUAUAUCCUUCACUGUUCUAGGACGGGGGACUAUUGCAACGUUUGGUGGCUUGACCGAAUGGGGACCUUUGGAAAGGCUGAGAAAUGAGGUGGUCCUGUCACUGAGCGUUCGGUACCGAGUGCAGAACUUCUCACUUGCUCAAGUCAGAAACGUCCAAGGUGAUCUGGAUAUAAACGGAGAGAUGUACGUGAACACAGAGGCUCACGUGGACAUUGGUUGGGCUCUGGAAGCAUUGAAGGGGCUUGCCAACUACUCGGUAGAUCUCGGAUCCAUCUGCAUCAAUGGUUCAAAGUUGAGUCUGCAGAUCUUUCAGUUUUCCUUCUUGGUAACCAACCGAAUCUUCAGUGAAAAGCUACUAGAUCGUUCUUCUAUGGCUCACCAGAGACUCUCCUGGGAUCUCUCAAAGGCGCUGACGCAUAUGCUGGGGCAGUACCAAAAUCUCCUGCAAGUGACCAUCCGUGAGAUGCGAAGUGGAUCUUUAAUAUGUCAGGGUGACGUGAUAUUCCAGCCUCCUGCUCCAACGAACAAAGAUGUUGUGCAUACGCUGGCACUCUCGGUAGGCCCGAAGAAUUAUCUGGGUGCGUCGAACAUUCAAGUAGAUCCCUUCUCCUUCAUGGUAGCAGGUGCGAAACUGGAGCCUCCGUACACCAAUCCGAGUAUUCCUAGCUAUGGGAUAGUUUUAAUUUUCUUGGGCUGCUUGGCACUUGUUGUUAUGCCUUUCUGUGUCCUGAUGUACAAUAAGCUUAGAUGGAGGGGCAAGAUAGUACUGUGCCGAGCCCAUGAUCCCGAAGUGAUGGUGGAGACGUUUGAACUGGACAACGCAGGAUUCCGUUCCCUUACAGAGGACAACAGUACCCAAUCUCAUUCGCCUACCGAAGCACUUGGCUAGAGAGCCACUGUUUACCAUGAAGUUGCCUUUAACCAUCUGAAGGCCUCUGGGAACAAGAGAGCUGCUGUUUUGAGAUGCAGAAUUUCUGGCGAAGCAAGGAAGCAUUUACCGGGGAGCCGAGGAUGAUGGACCAUAUUGCUGGUCUUGAAGCACAACUCACUUUUUGUAUUGUAACCGUCUGAAUAAAGCUGGAGCAACCUAGAAGUACCUAACAGCAAAGAUAAAAUGGCUUCCCUUUCUAAAAUGCCGCAGCUUGCACCUGGGCAUCUUAAAUUAGAAACAAAGGUUUUAUUGCUUGGGAAGGUGAGUGCAAGGAGGCGGCAGCUGCUUUUUGUCUGUAUCUAGGGAGGGAAAAGAAUCUCCAGAUGUGGAACAUGAUAGGUCUCUCGUUUGUUUCUGUUUUUUUA